AACUAAGCUCACGGUUAAUAAUAACUCAAAAGAAAUUUGUUUCAUAAAAACUGUCAAUUCCUAAUAACAUUUUAUACUGUUGUACACAUGAAUGAACACUAGAUGGUGCCAGAGCUCCAUCAACUUAGUGAUGCCCGUAAAGGUGUGUUUGGAAAUUGAAUAACAUAUUCUGGCAACUUCCUGAAAACAAAAAUGAAACUAAACAUAAAAAACGAAUAUUAAAACGUUAGGCAUCUUUUAAAGUUUUAUUUUUUAAGCAUUUAAAUACUAAAACAAUAAUCUGUGGCAUUUAAACUAAAAAGAGGAGUGGGCUGCAUUACAAAGAUUUUAACAGAUAAUUGCUUCAUUUAAGUAAGAUUUCUUUGUGUUUUCUUUUUUUUUAAAUAUAUGUGCAUUCAUUUUUUGAAGAAAAAAAAUUGUGACCAAAUACUCUGCAUCUGAAUGUCUCUGAUGUACUGCUGGGCUCGGAAACGAGGAAAGUGGGAGUAUUCUAAAAAGUCACAUCCGGAUGUCUGGAGUCACUUUGUUUUCCUUCACUUCAGGUGAUGAAGCUGCGCUGACUGCCUGACUCCCCCGGACACCUGCGGAGUCUGUCCGGUCGCAGAAUCAGUGUGAAGCAGGAGCACGAUGAUCCCGGUUGGGGAACUCAAGAGCUUCUCUGUGCAGAACGCAGAGUUUCGGGUUCUCAAGCCGUGGUGGGACGUCUUCUCCGAGUACCUGUGUGUUGCCAUGCUUAUGAUUGGAGUCUUUGGAGCCACCCUGCAACUCACCCAGGAGAAAAUUUCCUGUUUGCCCAGCCACUUCACCAGCCCGACCCCCGAAGUCAUCGACUGCAGCCACAUCCGCAACUACAGAGACAAUGAGACGUCACAGAGCACGCCGGACAGACCAGCCAACCCCAUUAUUACAGAGGUGUUUGGACGAAAGAACAACCUGGACAUUCACCAAUAUGUGUUUGUCAACUUCUAUUGCUACGAACGCGCUGUCCACUGGUAUGCAAAGUACUUCCCAUACCUUGUUGUGAUCCACACCCUGAUCUUCAUGGUGGCGAGCAGCUUUUGGUUCAAGUUCCCUGGUACGUCUUCAAAAAUUGACCUAUUUGUCAACAUUCUGGGAAAGUGUUUCGAUUCGCCAUGGACCACGAGGGCGCUCAGUGAAGUUUCUGAGGAACAAAGAGAAGAGAAGCUGGAUAUUUUGAGAAGUAACACCAUGUCAAAGGAUGUUGGGGAGAGGAGAGUGGAUGAAGAGGAGAACGUGGGGCUUCUUCGUUCGGCCUCCGUCAAGUCUAACCCUGAAAAGAAAGUCACAGAUUCUCAGUCUCCUGAUUCUGUGUUGGACAAGAAGGAAGGGGAGCAGGCCAAAGCUCUUUUUGAAAAGGUGAAGAAGUUUCGGACUCAUGUGGAGGAGGCGGACAUCUUGUAUCACAUGUAUGUUCUGCAGACAUCACUAAAAGUCUUCAAGUUCCUUAUUAUUAUCAUUUACACUGCAGUGCUGGUACCAAACAUUGAAAUUGUCGUGCGAUGCUACGUUCCUCCUGAGCUGACUGGUUUUGAUAUCUAUUGCUGUAAUCACAACAAAGCCCAUCUCUUCUCCAAACUUGCCUAUGCCUAUAUUUGCUUUGUUGGAGUGUAUGGACUAAUGUGCAUCUACACCCUUUACUGGCUGUUUCACCGACCGCUGAGGGAGUACUCCUUUGAUCACGUCAGAUUUGAGACCGGCAUUAAUGACAUACCAGAUGUAAAAAAUGAUUUUGCGUUUCUCUUCCACCUUGUGGACCAGUAUGAUGCUCUUUAUCCCAAAAGGUUUGCCGUUUUUCUCUCUGAAGUCAGCGAGAGCCGCCUCCACCAGCUCAACCUCAACCAUCAGUGGACGACCAAAAAGCUGCGAACCCGCCUCACCAAGAACGCCAGAAACAACACAGAGCUUCACCUGUCAAGGCUUCCUGGGCUUCCUGACACCAUCUUUGAAAUUCCUGAAGUCCAGUCCCUGAAACUGGAGCAAAUUAGCAAUGUCACCAUCUCUCCAAUUGUGGCAAAACUGGAACUCUUGGAGGAACUAUCGCUGAUCUACUGCACUGCAAACCCGCAACCGUCUGCCCUGAACUACUUCAGAGGGCAUUUGAAGAUUCUGCAUCUGACUUUUGAGACUUUAGAGAAGAUCCCAUUGUGGAUCUACACCCUUCAGAGUCUGGAGGAGUUGUAUCUGUCCGGCCCUUUAACCAGCGAGGUUUCCAAAAGUCCAUCUCUGGAAUCACUGCGAGAACUCCGAGCUCUGAGAGUCCUCUAUCUCCGCUCCAACCUCCGAAAGAUUCCCCCCAGUAUUGGAGAUGUUGCUUCAAAGUUACAGAAGUUGUGCAUCCACAAUGAGGGCUUCAAGAUCCAGGCUUUCAGCAGCCUGAAGAAGCUCAGCAGCCUCGUGUCAUUGGAGUUAGUGGCCUGUGAUCUUGAACGCAUCCCAAGUGCUGUCUUCAGUCUUAGCAACCUUGAAGAGCUGGACUUAAAGGAAAACAAACUGAACACUGUGGAAGAGAUCCUGAGUCUACAGCACUGCCGGCGCCUAGUGACGCUCCGACUGUGGCACAAUAAAAUCACCUACAUUCCAGAUCACAUUAGCAAGCUGCGCGCCUUAGAGACUCUCAACCUCAGCUGGAACAAGCUACGAAAACUGCCCUCUCGGCUCUUUUACUGCACCAAGCUGAGGCAUGUCGACGUCUCCCACAACGAGCUCACCUAUUUGCCCCUCGAGGUGAGCAUCCUGCAGGGUCUUCAGUUCUUCUCCGCUGCUUUUAACUCCUUGGAAUCACUACCGGAAGAGCUGUUCUCCUGCAAAAAAAUAAAAACACUCAAUCUGAGCAACAACCGUUUAUCCUAUCUCAGCCCCAGAGUGGCCAACCUUUCUCAGCUGCUGCGACUAGACGUCAAAGGGAACCGCCUGGAGUCUUUACCUGUGGAGAUAGGGGACUGCCCGCUGCUUAAGUCCAGUGGGCUGAUGGCUGAGGACAGUUUGUUGGAUCAGCUGCCCUCAGAUCUACGAGACAAGCUGACUGAAGGAUGAGAAUGUGGAGAUGAGAACUUUACGGACUGUUUUUAGAAGAGCAAGUUGAAUCAAAAACUGCACAAGUAUUCCUCAAUGAAGCACAAGGAUUACCUGAAGUACAGAGCAAAAGACUAACAAGAACAAAAUCAAGUUUGUGUUAAUGAGAGAGUUUGAAUAAAAAACUUAAGGUUAUUUAAAAGAAUCUGGUGUCACUACUGGUGCAGAUAUCAGUUGGCUCCAACAUAUUUGGUAACACUUUCUUUUACAGUACAGUAUUACAGGUUAUUUGGCAUUAGCAUACUUUUGUUGUACCCACUGGUUUCUUAAGUGGCAUUUGCUGUGUAUUUAAUAGUACUAUUUGGUUCAUACUUACCUGGUACCCACUACUGGAUGUUUAUGUAAAAUCUACUUCAGGAAUGUCCAAAUCCAGGCCUCGAGGGCCGGCCUCCUGCUGGUUUUCCAGAAACCCUGCCUUAUCUGCCACUGCACCACACGGCAGCCGUGGCGCAGCGGUAGGGCAGUGGACCUAUGAUUGGAGGAUUGCAGAUUCGAUUCCCGCCUUGUCUGCCCAUGCGUCAAGUGUCCUUGGGCAAGACACUGAACCCCAAAUUGCCUCUGAUGGAAGGUUGGCCCCAGUGUUUGGCACCAUCAGUGUGGGAAUGGGUCUGUGACUGUGAAGCACUUUGGGCCUUCAAGGAAGGUAGAAAAGCGCUAUGCAAGUAUACGCCAUUUACCAUUUGAUUACCUGGAUCAGGUGUGUUUAGCAAAUAAGGAGCUUCAAUGGCAGGAUGGUUGGAAAACACGUAGGGUGCUGGCCCUCGAGGCCUGUAUUUGGACAGCCCUGACCAACUGGGUAAUAAUGUUGGGUGAUUAGUUUAGUUCCCUACAGGGUACUUUCGCACUGAAUUAAUACGACUCUUGUGGUAUGUAUCGCAUACAAGGACAGGCUAAGUACACUUAAAGUACUUUAAAUAUGCUUCACUUUUUAGGUGGUUUCUGAGUGUUUACCAUGAAGUAGUGCCCAGAAUUUACUUUCUGCCUUCUUGAUAACUUUAUUUGCAUUUCAUGAUACUCCCCAUAUGUCAGAUCAUAGGCAUAUUUAUGUGGUACUUCAUUGUGUUGUUCAUAGUAAUUACCAGUAAUGAAAAUAGAGUAAGUACACAGAAAAUGUAAUUUAAUUCAUGUUAAAUUUACAUUUUCACUGUGUUUCAUGGUACUUCAGCUACACAAUAACUACCGUUUAAGCACAACAAAAAUAUCAUGUAAGUACCACUUCAUUACCGUGCAAGUAAUGUACUGUAAUAGAAAGUGUUACACAUACCAAGGAUUAGUAAGCCCUGCCUUAGAUUAGUAUGUGAACAAAACAUGGACUCAACACUGUACACAAACAGAGCAGCGAGCUAACGCUGGCCACAAUCAUUCAGGCCUUUGUGUUGUUUUUGGGGAGAUCUGUGUGCUCUGUCAUGUUGAACAGGUUUAUUAAGCCUGAGGAGGAGCGUCCAGUUCUGUGUUGGCUCAUGUUGCUCCCUUUCUGGUUCAGAACAAACAGACAAAAAAGGUCUGUCAGUUGCCUGAUAAAAGCUCUGUGUUCAGACACAUGGAGAAAAGACUGAAUUUACAACUUUUCUGUAUGUUAACAUGAAAAACCCUCAAAUGUACAUUUAUUUCUUAGUUUUUUUUUGUCUUUUAAAUAAAAUUACAUCUUUUUUGUAAAAUUUCAGAGAUAUAUCAUGAUGGUUUUUUUAGACAACUCUGAAACAGUUCAGUAUUAUCUUUUUUAAAUCACUUUACAGACUUAAUCUAAAAAAAUGACAAAACAAGUGAAAUUAGACAAAAUGGGCUGAAGGCAAUUCCUGUAAUUACAGAUCGUAGUGAAAUAAACAUCUGAUUUUGCAGAAGUUUCAGAAAAAAAAGUAUUUCUGUGUGUUAGUCUGUCUUGGUUGAAGCUUUUGAAAACAGCUGAUCUCC
This is a messenger RNA of Oryzias melastigma (Indian medaka), 5004 nucleotides long. RefSeq names its product volume-regulated anion channel subunit LRRC8E. Gene Ontology annotation, molecular function: protein binding. The coding region runs from base 628 to 3054 and encodes 808 amino acids. The transcript is spliced from 3 exons. The record is from RefSeq and is a predicted model, not a curated record. Lineage: Eukaryota; Metazoa; Chordata; Actinopteri; Beloniformes; Adrianichthyidae.